CGUUGGCUGCGGGUCCGUAACCUGCCGCCUUUACCCCAUGCCGAAUUCAGAGUCCUCACGUCAGCAAGCUCGAUUAUGGACUGUUUUUGCAAAGAGAUCAAAGUCAACUAAAUUCCUUCAGUGUGUGUACUUUCACAAUGUUUAAAAAGGCAAUAGCCUAUAGAAAGAGGCGAAGUGGUGCUGUGAGAGACAAUGAUAUCCCAAACAAACCCUAUUCGAACAGCGAUAUCGAACAAAAACAUGGGGCCGAGUCACCGCACCCGGACCCUCUAGGUCUGAAGGUUGUGCACCGGCCGACAACAAGCCGUCGUGGGGAUAUCAUAUUCGUCCAUGGCCUUGGAGGGUCCAGUCAGAGGACAUGGUCAAGGAAUGGCGACCCUACUUUGUUUUGGCCAGGGAAUUUCCUUCCUAUCGAGCCAAAUAUCAAAGAAGCGCGCAUUUUGACAUUUGGUUACAAUUCAAACUUCGGACCAGGCAGUGGGAAGAGCAUAGCAACGAUCCUUGACUUCGCCAAGGAUCUUCUCUAUGACAUGAAGUAUGCCAUAGAUGAGACAUCUACGCUAAAUAGUGAGAACCUUCACUUGGGAGAACGGCCAAUUAUCUUCGUCGCACAUUCCAUGGGCGGUCUUAUCGUGAAAGAGGCAUUUAUUCAAGGGCAGAACGAUCCUGCCUACUCUAAAAUCUUUGAAGCAGUCACAUCAAUUGUAUUCCUUUCGACGCCGCAUCGUGGCACUAGUUUGGCAGAGGUAUUGAAUCGUAUACUACGGGUGUCCUUCGUGAGCAACCCGAAGCAGUUUAUUGCGGAGUUGUCUGCUGGAUCGCAAUCACUAGAGAAGCUCAACGAGCAAUUCCGACACAUUGCACCUAAAUUGGAGGUCUUCUCUUUCUAUGAAACUCGGCCAACCUCAAUAGCGAAGACCAGCAUGAUGGUUUUAGAGAAAGAUUCCUCCAUUCUCGGUUACCCAGGAGAAGUGUCCAAGCCCCUAGAUGGAGACCAUCACGACGUUUGCAAGUUUAGUGGCCUGGAUGAUCCUCGAUAUGUUGCAGUUCGAAAUGCUCUAAGAUCACUACUUGGAAAGACGGGGCAGCUAAGGUUCCAAGACGGCACACAUGACCCCCGCCCAGUCCCGAAAAUUAACCUUCAGGACUACCUGUCUACUCGUGAGACUCCUCAAAGCGACUAUCACUUCUUCCGUGGCAAGUGGGUGCCUGGUACUUGCGAGUGGAUUUUGGACAACGAGCUAUUUACCUCGUGGCUCGAUGAUUUACGUCCUAAACCACGAGUCCUUUGGAUACACGGAAGUGCAGCAAGUGGCAAAUCUAUUCUCUCUUCCUUCAUUAUUGACCAUCUCAAUCAACGCACGCUACCAUGCCACUACUUCUUCAUACGAUUCAUAGACCGGAAGAAACGGAUGAUAAGUACGGCAUUGAGAUCUUUAGCAUUCCAGCUCGCCAAUUCCGAUCCAGCUUAUGCGCAGAGUCUCGGUAAGUUGGUAGAUGCCAUUAUCAACAUCAAAGAGGCAGAUUGCCAUAGUGUCUGGAAGUGGCUCUUCAAACAAGCUCUAUUUCAACUAGAAAUAAGAAACCCAAUUUUCUUGAUUGUUGAUGGCGUUGAUGAAGCAGACAGUCCGGAUUCUCUUAUCCGAUUGUUGGUGGACCUAUCCCUGACGAGCAUACCUCUACGGAUAUUACUUGUCAGCCGCAAAACACACGAAAUCUCCUCUGGCUUCUCGAAACUUGGGAUAAAUGUCCACGUAGAUAAUAUCCCAACGAAAGGCAAUGUGGAUGACUUCAGGUCCUAUAUCCAGCACGAAAUUGACAUUGGCAGCAACACCUCUUAUUUGAACGACAUCUCAUCAAAGUUACUUCAAAGAGCAAAUGGCAACUUCUUGUGGCUACAUCUAGCCGUGCAAAAGAUGAACCAGAGCUAUACAAUACAAGACGUCGAACGCGCUAUGGAUUACCUUCCUUCAGGGAUGGAAGCUUUGUACGAUCGAAUGAUGUUUUCUAUACAAUCCCAGCCUAAAGAGAGCGAUCGCCAACUAGCACAUGACAUUCUAAGCUGGGCUUGUUGUGCCCAGAGGCCAAUGAGAAUAGAAGAGCUCAGCGAUGCACUGGCUAAUAGCGGUGUCCUAGAGAUACAUAGGACAAUCGGGGACCUUUGUGGUGGGUUUGUUGUUGUUGAUAACGAGGGGAAAGUAACUUUAGUGCACGAAACCGCCCGUGAGUACCUGAUUAGAAGAAGCGACGGAGAGCGCUCACUCACUAUUGACGAAAAGUUGGCCAACUACCAAAUAUUAAGGACAUGUAUAGCGCGCCUCACAGAUCCAUUGUUACGGAGCCAAGUUAGCCGAAAUCAACAAUCUGCCUUACUGGACUAUGUUACAGAAGCGUGGUUCAUUCACUUCGCUCAGUCUCCCACGGAUAGCCCGGAAGUGCUAAAGACUAUAGUAAACUUCCUUAACAGCCCGCACAUUCUCACAUGGAUAUACAUUAUCGCUAAGCAGAAAGAACUGAAAGUUCUUACCGUAGCAUCUCGUCAUAUUACAGAUGUUGCCCUCGAAGUACGGGCUUGUGGAAUCGACGAGGCGCUGACAAGGCGCUCAGAUAUUGACUUCACAAUGACCUGGGCAACAGACUUAGUCAAGAUCGUUGGCAAGUUUGGCAACAGCCUUAGGCAAUAUCCCAACUCCAUAUACAAGCUUAUUCCUCCAUUCUGCCCUCAGGCUUCAGCCAUAUACCGACAGUUCGGCAGUAAGAAAAGUAGUGAACUCCACGUCUCAGGUUCCGCCCAUGCCCAGGGUUACCCAAUUGAUAUAUGGGAUGACUGCCUCACACGCUUCGUCUUAGAUAAAGGCGCAAUCGCUUGCUCCGUUGUCGCUGCUGGAAAUCACAUCGCCGUUCUCGCAAACGUUCGGAAAACCGGCUGCGUGACUAUUUACCAAGCAACCACAUUUGAAGAGCAGCGCCGAGUAAUUCACCCAGAACGAGUUUUGAUGAUGCAUUUCAAUAGGCUUGGCUCUCUUCUUGUGAGCUAUGGUUACAUGACGACGCGAGUCUGGGAUACGACAACUGGUGGCUGCAUCAAAACGGUCAGGAAUCCACUGGAACGACCACGACCACAAACCCUGCACUUCUCACAAGACGAUACCACUGUCCUGGUUGUGAGCCAAGACAGAUGUGUCAGGUCAUUCCAGUUGACGGGAAACAGUAACGAAUGGGCUAUCAACGUCCGAAUUGACGAACAGAGGCUCGCGAACCCUAUCUUGAAUUUCCCUACGUGCUCAGCUCUGAGUCCAGACGGAAACAUGAUAGCAUUCGGAUACCGCAGCCACCCGGCCACGUGUUGGGAGCUAGAACCGCUUAUGCUGAUGGGUCAAUGCAAUUUUAAGCAUGAAAAAUCCGAUAGGACAAUUGAGGAAUACCCAUCUAAUGAAGUGAUUCAACUGGCUUGGAACCCACUGGCUAUUGAAGUCAUUGGCCUCGAUCAGGUCGGUCUCUUAUUUAAGUGGGAUCCAUAUAACGACGAAGCCAGCUUGAAAUGUAACACAGGAGCAGAUCGUUUCACACUCAGCCAAGACGGCUCUCUUACGGCCACAGGGGAUGCUUUGGGGACUAUAAAGAUACUCGCGACGGCUGAUUUCUCCCUGCUUUACCGACUUUCCUCUCAAGAUUCUGUCACGUGCCUUUCUUUCAGUAUAGAUUCACGCCGAUUGUACGAUGUCCGUUUAACAUACGCCAAUGUUUGGGAACCAAAUACGUUGGUUCGCCUAGCUGAUAGCUAUAAGUACCUUGAUAACAAUGGUGCCACGCACAGGGGUACGGAUAGUAUCGCUAAGUUCCCUGCCAAUGUAGAACACCACUCCCCUCGGGUUGAUAGCAUCAUUACUCUUGCUAGCCAGACUACUGGCCCGUUGUACUGCUAUGGCACAGAAAAUGGUGUCGCAUACCUAGGGGAGGUGGGACGCGGUCGGAUCUGCGAAUUGGAACGAAUGAAGGGUCUCAUGUCAAUAAUGCAGAUAGCCUGGAGCGACAAUGGCCAACUAGUCGCACUAGUAGAUCUCGCUUGGAGACUUUCAGUCAAACGAUUGACCAAGACUGGCACUAACCCCGAUGAUUGGGACAGCCAGCCGGAGCUCAACAUUUCGAUACCCCCAAGCAGCCUAAACAGCGAAGGCCAUGUCGACCAACUAAUGUUCCAUAGCGUCAAGAACGAAUUGCUCGUCACCACCUGCACCAGACUACUCUCAGUCAACCUUAUAUCCCGUGAAGUUAAUGAAACACCAUUACUACCAUCCAUAGGAGAGGUCAGAUGGUUACGCCACCCGAAAACGGCGGAUUACAUACUCGGAUUCGGAGUGGCAUCUGUGAGAGUGGUCCACUGGGCCACUCUCAAAGAAGUCGUGGUUUACAACUAUUCCCCUCCGAGAAGUUUGGUUUAUUCCACUGAGCAGUCUGCUUCUUCUCUGCAAGAAAAUUCGAGAAGUCUUCCCAAGGAUACUGAAAAACUGGGGCGACUAUUUUCUAAUGCCGAUGCUUCACAUGUACUCUUGCAGAUAUCUCGCUUGAUAUCCGGCCAAGUCGAAAUGCAGUAUCUGAUAUUCGAUAUCGCCAAACUCGGGCUUGGCCCAGAAGCAGGUGAGAAGAUACCCAGCGAAGAAGAGAUUCCGUAUACGUUGGUUCCAGCAUGUAUUGCAAGCCGAAUACGUGAACCUCUAACUUUCUUAUCCAAUCGGAGACUUGUCUUCCUCGACAUCGAUCGUUGGAUAUGUUCAUGGCGCCUUCCAGUCCCACAUCUGGGGCAUCUCGAAGCAGCUCAAAGUGCUGAGGAAGGUAUUGCGACCAUCGAGCAGUACUAUUUCCUGCCUGGAGACUGGGUUACCGCUGAUGAGGUGCAUCUCUAUAGCAUGAUGUCGAAUGGAAUCCUACUGUGUCCACGAAACGGAGACAUCGCCACGGUCCAAUCCGUCAAGCUGAGGAGAUGAAUAGGAGAAUCUUUUCAGAUGUUUGUCACUUCAUUAUAGACUCGACUUGUGCCCAUGUCCUAAACCACGUAAGAUACAUGCAUAACUAAAUAUAAGGGCUGUCACUUAUAUGGUAGUUGGUAUCACAAUCACGUGACUUUUCCACCAAUGUUUCUAUAAUAAGGGCAGUAAUACUGGGUAGGGCUGCAUAAGUCCUUGGCUAACCAACUCCUUCUUGGCUGUUGGUAGCUUGACUUGACUCUAUAUACAACUGGUCUACCAGCCCAGACCGCCUAGGUCUCUAGGGUUUGUUUUAAGAAGCGAAGUCUAUAUAACCUCACUUUCCAAUAUUGC
Messenger RNA from Xylaria bambusicola, 5318 nucleotides. RefSeq lists its product as uncharacterized. NCBI's taxonomy places the organism in Eukaryota, Fungi, Ascomycota, Sordariomycetes, Xylariales, Xylariaceae. The record is from RefSeq and is a predicted model, not a curated record. Gene Ontology annotation, molecular function: protein binding. The transcript is spliced from 6 exons. Bases 138 to 4985 code for a protein of 1615 amino acids.